Molecule: messenger RNA, 1926 nt
Organism: Chlorocebus sabaeus (green monkey)
Lineage: Eukaryota; Metazoa; Chordata; Mammalia; Primates; Cercopithecidae
Gene: PEBP1
Product: phosphatidylethanolamine binding protein 1
Biological process (GO): negative regulation of MAPK cascade
Source: RefSeq, a predicted model, not a curated record
CUGUAAAGAUGGGGUCUUGCUAUGUUGUCCAGGAUGGUCUCAAACUCCUGGGCUCAAGCGAUCCUCCUGCUUUGGCCUCCCAACGUGCUGGCGAUAUAGGUAUGAGCCAGGCCACAUUGCUGAACUUGGAAAGUGGAGCAAAGAAUCAUACAAAAAAUUAAGAAAACCAAAACGAAACCAAGGCGAACUCAAUUGCAUUUUUUUUUUUUUUCAGCGCGACACUUUGUAAGGCAGGAACCUCUCUCUUAGGCGGACCUAUUCCAGGGCGCCCUUCAUUUUCAUUUCUUGAAACAACAGCCUCGCAGGCCAAGCCGCGGUUCCCGAGAACUCGGCUGCCACCCGGAGCAGGUUGCAUGGACCCAGGAGCCCGAGCGGCCCUGCUCUGCCAGCUUCGGCCAAUCAGAGGCCAGGCAGCGGUGGGCGUGGCGUGGGGCGGUGCGCGGGGUGGGCGGCGGCUGGGGCGCGUGCUCUCGCUUGGUCGCUGGGUCUGCGCCUUCCCGGGCCAGUGUGCUGAGGCCUCCGUGUCGCUGCUGCCGCCCGCGCCUAGCCUGCCGCGGCACUCCCGGCUGCAAGCUUUGCUUGGCCUCGCCAUGCCGGUGGACCUCAGCAAGUGGUCCGGGCCCUUGAGCCUGCAAGAAGUGGACGAGCAACCGCAGCACCCGCUGCAUGUCACCUACGCCGGGGCUGCGUUGGACGAGCUGGGCAAAGUGCUAACGCCCACUCAGGUUAAGAAUAGACCCACCAGCAUUUCGUGGGAUGGUCUUGAUUCAGGGAAGCUCUACACCUUGGUCCUGACAGACCCGGAUGCUCCCAGCAGGAAGGAUCCCAAAUACAGGGAAUGGCAUCAUUUCCUGGUGGUCAACAUGAAGGGCAAUGACAUCAGCAGUGGCACAGUCCUCUCCGAUUAUGUGGGCUCAGGGCCUCCCAAGGGCACAGGCCUCCACCGCUAUGUCUGGCUGGUUUACGAGCAGGCCAGGCCGCUAAAGUGUGACGAGCCCAUCCUCAGCAACCGAUCUGGAGACCACCGUGGCAAAUUCAAAGUGGCGUCCUUCCGUAAAAAGUACGAGCUCGGGGCCCCGGUGGCCGGCGCGUGUUACCAGGCCGAGUGGGACGACUAUGUGCCCAAACUGUACGAGCAGCUGUCUGGGAAGUAGGGGGUUAGCUUGGGGAUCUGAAGUGUCCUGGAGGCCCCAAUCCCUGUUCCCUAGUUCAGUGUUGCAUGUAUAAUAGAUUUCUCCUCUUCCUGCCCCCCUUGGCACAGACACCUGACCAGUCGGAUGGUGUUUGAGGGUGACUUUUCCUGCUGCCUGACCUUUCUAAUUUUACUCACUCUGAUUUAUGUUUUGAUCAAAUUUGAACUUCAUUUUGGGGGAUAUGUUGGUACUAUGAUGGGGUCAUCAAAUUGUUCAUCUGAAAAUAGCAACCCAGAAUGUAAAAAAGAAAAAAUCGGGGAGUGGGGGAAGACCAGUUCUACAGUGACAGAGCAAAGCGUCAAAUAAUCUUUAAGGGAAGUUAAAAAAAAAAAAAAAAAGAUUGGUUGCCUCUGCCUUUGUGAACCUGAGUCCAGAAUGGUACACGAUGUGUUUUUAUGGUGAUGUCGCUCACCUAGACAAGCAGAGGCUGGCAUUGAGGCUGGCCCCCAACAUGGUACAUCUCAGAUGCCUCGACAGGCAUCAGCAUGUCGCUGUGCCCCCUUUAAAGAGCAGUCCUGGGAGAGGCAGGAGGAGGAGUGGCUUUGCUGCCGUUGGGACGUGGCCAUCGAGACCAGCAGCAGCGCUCGCUGACAGCUUAGGAGGAAUCCUUACAUCUUUGUCUGUUAAAUUGAUCGUUCUUCAUGGGGGUCAGAAAAGCUGGUCUGGAAUUGCUGAAUGUUGCAUUAAUUGUGCUGUUUGCUUAUAGUUGAAUAAAAAUAGAAACCUGAAUGGA